This is a messenger RNA of Fusarium vanettenii 77-13-4, 1146 nucleotides long. RefSeq lists its product as uncharacterized. The record is from RefSeq and is a predicted model, not a curated record. NCBI's taxonomy places the organism in Eukaryota, Fungi, Ascomycota, Sordariomycetes, Hypocreales, Nectriaceae. The coding region runs from base 1 to 1146 and encodes 381 amino acids. The transcript has a single exon.
AUGAGUCCCAGCUCGACUGCAACAAAGAAUCGCGGCCUAUGGCUCUCCUCGUUCGACAAACCUUUGGAGCUUGUUGAGCUCCCCGUUCCAGAGGCAACAGCUGGCUCAGUCGUCGUCAAGGUCCUCAACACGGUCGUGUUCCCUUACGCCGAGGACAUCCAUCAGGGGAGGCUGCCUGUCUUCAACCUUUCCCUUCCCCUGGUGCCGCAUCCAAGCCAUAUCGGCCGGGUACACGCCAUCGGAUCGGAUGCCGUCCUCGCCAAGCCCGGCGACCUCGUCUUCUUCUCGGCUCCCAUCUUUGCGCGGGACGACCCUGACGUCAGUAUCAUCCAGGGUCACCACGGCGGAGAGGGGCCAAGAGGCCGCAAGCUCAUGCAGGGAGAAUGGCGUGAUGGCGCCCUCCAGGAGUAUCAAAAGGUUCCGCUCGAGAACAUCUUUAUAUUGAACGAGGACCGGCUGUGCAAGCAGCUUGGUUACACGCCUGCGGAGCUUCACGAGAUUUCCUUUUACACCAUCUCUGCCGGAGCGUUAUGCGAAGCUGCCAACCUCCAGGCAGGCGAGACGAUUGCACUUGGACCGGCCACUGGAACCUUUGGCGGCGUCACCUCUGAUAUGGCACUCGCCCUGGGCGCCAAUGUCAUUGCCAUCGGCCGCAGUGAAAAAAACCUCGCCCGCCUGGCGGAGCAGCUCGGAAACCACGAGCGAUUCAGCUACGUUGUCAUGACUGGUGAUGAUGAAGUCGACGCGGCCGCGAUCCGGAAGGCUAGCCCCGAUGGGCGCGGCGUCGAGGUAUACAACGACUGGGCGUCGGGCACCCUGACGGGCUCCCCUUACUUCUCGGCUGCCAUACGCGCUGUGCGGCCAGAAGGGAGGGUCGUCCUCAGCGGCGCACCAUCUGGGUCCAUCUCGGUCCCGUACACGCUUGUGAUGCACCAAAACAUCAAGAUCAUUGGCAAAGUGAUAGUCUCAAGAGGAGGGAUAGACUCGACCAUCAAGAUGAUAAACUCGGGGGUUCUCAAGCUCGGCAAGCGUGGCGGAUCAAAACACAAGGUGUACACCUUGGAGGAGCAUCACGAGGCCUUCCAGGACGCGAAGCAGAACAGUGGUUUCAGAGUCUACACCAACAUUGCUCCUAACCCGUGGUAA